Molecule: messenger RNA, 744 nt
Organism: Verticillium dahliae VdLs.17
Lineage: Eukaryota; Fungi; Ascomycota; Sordariomycetes; Glomerellales; Plectosphaerellaceae
Product: cell cycle control protein cwf16
Exons: 3
Coding region: 1-744 (247 amino acids)
Biological process (GO): mRNA splicing, via spliceosome
Cellular component (GO): U2-type catalytic step 1 spliceosome
Source: RefSeq, a predicted model, not a curated record
AUGUCCGAGCGAAAGGUUCUCACAAAGUAUUUCCCCCCGGACUUCGAUCCACGCGCCCUGACGCGCAAGCGUGGGCCCAAGUCCACGGGCGUCAAGACGCAGGCCGUCCGCAUCAUGGCCCCCUUUUCGAUGAAGUGCACGACAUGCGGCGAGUACAUCUACAAGGGCCGCAAGUUCAACUCGCGCAAGGAGACGCCGCAGGGCGAGCGGUACCUCGGCAUCCAGAUCUUCUUCUUCUCGAUCCGCUGCACGCGCUGCUCGGCCGAGAUCAUCUUCCGCACCGACCCCAAGAUCAACGACUACACCAUGGUCAAGGGCGCCGUGCGCAACAUGGAGCCGUGGCGGAACCGCGCGGGCGAGGACGAGGGCGUCGAGGAGCGGCUCGACCGCCUCGAGCGCGAGGAGGCCGAGGCCGCGGGCGAGGAGGAGAAGAACGCCAUGGAGGACCUCGAGGCCAAGAACGCCGACGCCCGCCGCGAGAUGGCGGCCGCCGACGCCCUCGACGAGAUUCGCCAGCGCAACGCCCGCAUCCAGAGGAGCGAGAAGGAGGGCGUCGACUUUGCCGACUAUGUCAGGAGGUCAUGGAGGAUGUCGAGGAGGACGACGAAGAGCCCCACCCUUUGUCGAGGGCAACUGGGGGGGGCCUCCUCCUCCUCCUCCUCCUCGGGGGGAGCACCAUCAGCAUCAUCAUCUUCCUCCUCCUCAUCAACAACACCAAUGGCAGGGGCAUGGGCACUGCUAUAG